Molecule: messenger RNA, 335 nt
Organism: Protobothrops mucrosquamatus (brown spotted pit viper)
Lineage: Eukaryota; Metazoa; Chordata; Lepidosauria; Squamata; Viperidae
Product: major histocompatibility complex class I-related gene protein-like
Exons: 2
Biological process (GO): immune response
Cellular component (GO): external side of plasma membrane
Source: RefSeq, a predicted model, not a curated record
UGGUAUGGAGAGGCACGUCUGCCGAAUCCACGGCUUCUACCCCAGGGAGAUCGAUGCCUCCUGGACGAGGGAUGGGGAAUUCUGGCUGCAAGACACCUUCCAUGAGUCUCUGGCCCCCAACUCAGAUGGGACCUACUAUUACUCGCUCGGAAUCCAGAUCGAUCCCAAGGAGAGGGGCCGCUAUCGGUGCCAUGUGGAGCACGAUGGCUUGCAGCAACCUCUGGACCUGGCCCUGAAGGUUCCAGGAUCCAGUUCCAGUCUGGGGCUUAUCAUCGGUGUUAGUGUGGCUGGCGUUAUCUUGGUGUGUGCAAUUUCUGGGAUUCUGGCAUUUCUCA